Messenger RNA from Gossypium raimondii (Peruvian cotton), 604 nucleotides. RefSeq names its product EPIDERMAL PATTERNING FACTOR-like protein 9. The record is from RefSeq and is a predicted model, not a curated record. Bases 43 to 375 code for a protein of 110 amino acids. The transcript is spliced from 3 exons. NCBI's taxonomy places the organism in Eukaryota, Viridiplantae, Streptophyta, Magnoliopsida, Malvales, Malvaceae. Gene Ontology annotation, biological process: positive regulation of stomatal complex development.
UCACCUUCUAAACUUUGAUUCCUAUACAAAGUGGUGGGGAGAAUGGGUAACAUUAAAAUAAGCCACUUACUUUUGAUACUCUUCACUUUCUUCCUUGCAGCAUAUGUAAUACAAGGAUCUAGAACUCAAGUUUUACUUCCUUGCCAACAUCAGGCAUCUCAUUCUCCUCCAUUAAAUUUGCAGCUAAGGGCAAGCAAUGAAGCUGAAAAGAAAAAAAAUUCAAGGAGAUUGAUGAUUGGAUCAACGGCGCCAACCUGCACUUAUAAUGAAUGUAGAGGAUGCAAAUACAAAUGUAGAGCUGAGCAAGUUCCAGUUGAAGGAAAUGACCCAAUCAAUAGUGCAUAUCACUACAAAUGUGUUUGUCAUAACCCUUAAAUCAACUCUAGUGUAUGUUUGAUUUUUGGCUGGGCAUCUAUGGUUCAAAAUGGAGAAGAUAUUAGAAACUAGGUUUCUCACUUCAUCCAAAUACUAUUUUUGUCCUCCAAAUAUAAGGAUUAUAAAUAUUGUUGUCCAGUUUACUUGUUCUGGUUUCCUUUUGGCACAUCAAGAGCUUUUUUGGCUAUGGUUCAAUUAUAAUUUUCUUCAAGGAAAAUUUUAUCAUUAA